Molecule: messenger RNA, 598 nt
Organism: Raphanus sativus (radish)
Lineage: Eukaryota; Viridiplantae; Streptophyta; Magnoliopsida; Brassicales; Brassicaceae
Product: 60S ribosomal protein L27-3-like
Exons: 1
Coding region: 49-456 (135 amino acids)
Biological process (GO): translation
Cellular component (GO): ribosome; cytosolic large ribosomal subunit
Molecular function (GO): structural constituent of ribosome
Source: RefSeq, a predicted model, not a curated record
CUCACCGCCGGAAGAGGGAGCUUGGGGGAGAGAGAGAGAGAAGAAGCCAUGGUUAAGUUCCUAAAGCAGAACAAAGCAGUGAUCCUCCUCCAAGGCCGUUACGCCGGAAAGAAGGCGGUGAUAAUCCGCUCCUUCGACGACGGGAACCGUGAGCGACCCUACGGACACUGCCUCGUCGCGGGACUCAAGAAGUACCCGAGCAAGGUGAUCCGCAAGGACUCGGCCAAGAAGACGGCGAAGAAGUCGAGGGUCAAGUGCUUCAUCAAGGUCGUGAACUACCAGCAUCUGAUGCCUACUCGUUACACGCUCGACGUGGAUCUGAAGGAGGUGGCGACAUUGGAAGCUCUGGCUUCGAAGGAUAAGAAGGUGGCGGCUCUUAAGGAGGCCAAGGCUAAGCUCGAGGAGAGGUUCAAGACUGGGAAGAACAGGUGGUUCUUCACCAAGCUCAGGUUUUGAGAAAGUUUUAUCGUUUUUUUCUGUAACGGAAUCUACAGUAUGCUUUUUGUAGUUUUGUCGGAACAUGUUUUGGAUGGUUUAAGACUUAUGGUUUGAUAUUUGAUUCUUGGAAUUUUUGUUCUUUUAUUACGAUCAUUUGCUA